AUGGAUAUUUGGAGAAUGGAGCGACCUUGUAAAAUACCCAAUUCUCCUUGGAAAGCCAAACUCUUAAAUAGGCAUGGAUUUGAAUCUGGCCGUUAUAGAUUAGAAGCUGUUUUGCAUGGCCAAAAAAUUUUUACUUUUGGGGGUGGUGCCCCAGACUUUUGUGCAGAAUUUAAUGAGGUGCUUGUUUUCAACAUUUCUGAACGCAAAUUUGAGCAUUGUCCAACAAUUCCUGAUUCAAAGUUUGGAUUCCCUUUAGGCAGAAAAUGCCAUUCUUUAGUGCAAUUAGAUGAUGAUGUUUAUAUUAUUGGGGGUUGUCGUGAUAAUUUAGAACAACAAUUGCAACAUCCUCACCACCAAUUAAUAACAAAGCAGCAAUUACUCAACGAUGUUUGGCGUUUUAAUUUAAAUAAUUUAACAUGGAAGAAAUUGCAAACAAAUUUGCCUAUCCCCGUUUAUUUCCAUUCUUCUACAUUAACAAAAGAUGGAUGUGUUUAUGUUUUUGGUGGUUGUGUAGAUGAAGAUCCCCUUUCCCAAACAAGAGUUAAUUGUCUACAAAAAUUCUGGUUAAAACCUCCAUCUUUACGUUAUUUUGCUUCAAAUGCUUUAAUUGAAAAUAUGGAGAUAAAUCAAAAAAGAAGAAUUUUUAAUAAUUUUGAUAUUAAAUUGAGUGAUUCUGAGGUGUGUUUUUCUAGAAAAUAUUUCCUUCUGAAAUUCAUUUACCUCCCAUUUAAAAUUGUAGAAAAAGGAUUCCUUUAUUCAAAUUAA
Molecule: messenger RNA, 765 nt
Organism: Meloidogyne enterolobii
Lineage: Eukaryota; Metazoa; Nematoda; Chromadorea; Rhabditida; Meloidogynidae
Source: the annotation of a GenBank genome assembly